AUGCCCAUAACCUGGACCCCAGAGGCAGACGCAAAGCUUCUCCUCGGUUUCCUCGAGCAAUGCAAAGAUGCCAAUUUCAAACCCGAUUAUAACAAACUAGCCGCGCAUGUGGGCCCUGACGUAACUGCCUGCGCCGUCGCCAACCACAUUGUCCGUCUCAGGAAGAUGCUUGCGAAAGAAGCAAGGGUUUCUGCUGCGAGUACACCUGCUACUUCGCCAACUAAGUCGAUGUCGACGCCGAAGGGAAAAGUGAAGGGAGGUGGGGUCGUGAAGACGCCAACCAAGAUAGCCAAGAGAAAGAUUAAGCGUGAGAGUGAGAUGGAGGAUGGGGAUGAGAGUGACAUGUCUGUACAGGUGGUCAUUCAAGUUAAGAAGGAGUAUAAGAAUGAUGAGGAGGAGAAGUGA
Molecule: messenger RNA, 405 nt
Organism: Aspergillus pseudotamarii
Lineage: Eukaryota; Fungi; Ascomycota; Eurotiomycetes; Eurotiales; Aspergillaceae
Exons: 3
Coding region: 1-405 (134 amino acids)
Source: RefSeq, a predicted model, not a curated record